Xiphias gladius (swordfish) is the source of this 1167-nucleotide messenger RNA. RefSeq names its product homeobox C8a (gene hoxc8a). Gene Ontology annotation, molecular function: DNA-binding transcription factor activity, RNA polymerase II-specific; RNA polymerase II transcription regulatory region sequence-specific DNA binding. The coding region runs from base 128 to 880 and encodes 250 amino acids. Gene Ontology annotation, biological process: regulation of transcription by RNA polymerase II. Gene Ontology annotation, cellular component: nucleus. The transcript is spliced from 2 exons. Lineage: Eukaryota; Metazoa; Chordata; Actinopteri; Istiophoriformes; Xiphiidae. The record is from RefSeq and is a predicted model, not a curated record.
UUUCUCCUAGUUCCGGUUUGUCUGCCUGUGUGCGCUGUGCGAGUUGGGACCCUAAACAAAAGGCUGCCAUCAUCCUAAAGGAGAUAUUCCGCUGCGAGGGAGCCCGUCUGCUUGAUGCUAACUAAACAUGAGCUCCUAUUUUGUUAACCCUCUUUUUUCCAAGUACAAAGGCGGUGAGUCACUGGAGCCAACUUACUACGACUGCAGGUUUCCUCAAAGCGUUGCCCGCAGCCACACGCUGGUUUACGGACCCGGAGCAGCCGCACCGGGCUUUCAGCACCCGUCCCAUCAUGUGCAGGACUUUUUCCACCACGGGACCACGGGGAUCUCCAACCCCGGAUACCAGCAAAACCCCUGCGCUUUGGCUUGCCACGGAGACGCAACGAAAUUUUAUGGAUAUGAAGCCCUUCCGAGGCAAACGCUUUAUGGUACCCAGCAAGACGCAAGCCUAGCGCAAUACGCAGACUGUAAAUCGUCGAGCAGCUCUAACCCCGGAGAAGGACAAGGCCACUUAAAUCAAAACUCCUCUCCCAGUCUUAUGUUUCCCUGGAUGAGACCCCACGCCCCAGGAAGACGGAAUGGGAGGCAAACCUACAGUCGCUACCAGACUCUUGAACUGGAGAAGGAGUUUCUCUUCAACCCUUACCUGACCCGCAAGAGAAGGAUCGAGGUGUCCCACGCCCUGAGCCUCACCGAGCGACAGGUGAAGAUCUGGUUUCAGAACAGGAGGAUGAAGUGGAAAAAAGAGAACAACAAAGACAAGUUUCCGGGUCAGAGAGGAGAGGCUGAAGCCGAGGCCGAGGAAGAGGGCAACGAGGACGGUGAAGGCGAAGAGGGAGAAGAGAAGGAAGCGGAAGAGAAAGAAGAGACCAAGGAGUGAUUUUAUGGUCCUUUUUAUGGUUAUAUGGCUGAAAAAAGAGAAAAAAGAGAGGUCCCAUAAACAGACGAAGAGUCACAAGGAGGCAGAGAGCGUCAACUUUAUGACCACCCUUUCAUUUUGUCAAGAGGGAGAAGGAAUCCCAACAAUAUUGCUGUCAUAAAUAGACAAAAUUCUUCCCUGCUCUCACAAUUAUCCUAACAUGAUUCGUGUUGCCGUUUGGAUUUUUCUGUAGAAGCUACACACGCUUGUAGCAAAUUGUCUUUGGUAGAAAACUGUCGCCCCUGCAA